This is a messenger RNA of Parathielavia appendiculata, 1083 nucleotides long. Its product is annotated as peptidase M22, glycoprotease. Bases 1 to 1083 code for a protein of 360 amino acids. The record is from RefSeq and is a predicted model, not a curated record. The transcript has a single exon. Gene Ontology annotation, biological process: tRNA threonylcarbamoyladenosine modification. Gene Ontology annotation, cellular component: cytoplasm; EKC/KEOPS complex. Lineage: Eukaryota; Fungi; Ascomycota; Sordariomycetes; Sordariales; Chaetomiaceae.
AUGGACAUCGCCAAAAAGAAGCGCCGCAUCGCCCUCGGCUGCGAAGGCUCAGCCAACAAGCUGGGCAUCGGCGUCAUCCUGCACGAAGGCGACCUCUUGUCCCCGUCGACGUGCACCUCGCGCGUGCUCUCCAACGUCCGGCACACCUUCGUCUCACCGCCGGGCACCGGCUUCUUGCCCAAGGACACGGCGCACCACCACCGCGCCUUCUUCGUGCGCGUGGCCAAGCAAGCGCUCGUCGACGCGGGCGUCUCGGUCGCCGACAUCGACUGCAUCUGCUACACCCGGGGCCCUGGCAUGGGGGCGCCGCUGACGUCGGUGGCCGUGGCGGCGCGCACGCUGGCGCUGCUGUGGGGCAAGGAGCUGGUCGGCGUGAACCACUGCGUCGGGCACAUCGAGAUGGGGCGGGCGAUCACGGGGGCCGAGCACCCGGUGGUGCUGUACGUUUCUGGGGGCAACACGCAGGUGAUUGCGUACGCGGAGCAGCGGUACCGCAUCUUUGGCGAGACGCUCGACAUUGCUGUAGGUAACUGUCUUGACCGGUUCGCGCGGGCACUGGCCAUCAGCAAUGAUCCGGCGCCGGGGUAUAAUAUUGAGCAGCUGGCAAAGCAAGGAGGGAGGGUGCUGCUGGACCUGCCGUAUGCGGUUAAGGGAAUGGACUGCUCGUUUAGCGGCAUCCUAACGAGAGCAGAGGAGCUGGCCGCGCAGAUGAAGGUUGGUGGGAAGACUCCUGAAGGGGAGCCGUUUACGGCCGCGGACCUGUGCUUCAGUCUGCAGGAGACGGUGUUUGCAAUGCUGGUGGAGAUCACGGAGCGGGCAAUGGCACAUGUGGGCAGCAACCAGGUGCUGAUUGUUGGCGGGGUGGGGUGCAAUGAGCGGCUGCAGGAGAUGAUGGGUGCUAUGGCGGCAGACCGCGGCGGAAGCGUCUAUGCGACGGAUGAGCGGUUCUGCAUAGACAAUGGCAUUAUGAUUGCCCAUGCAGGCUUGUUGGCCUACGAAACGGGAUUCAGGACCCCGAUUGAGGGAAGCUCAUGUACACAACGGUUUAGGACCGAUGAGGUGUUUGUCAAAUGGAGGAGGUAA